This is a messenger RNA of Phlebotomus papatasi, 1240 nucleotides long. RefSeq lists its product as uncharacterized. The record is from RefSeq and is a predicted model, not a curated record. Gene Ontology annotation, cellular component: cytosol; ubiquitin ligase complex; nucleus. Gene Ontology annotation, molecular function: ubiquitin protein ligase activity; ubiquitin conjugating enzyme binding; cyclin binding. Gene Ontology annotation, biological process: protein monoubiquitination; protein polyubiquitination; protein autoubiquitination. Lineage: Eukaryota; Metazoa; Arthropoda; Insecta; Diptera; Psychodidae. The transcript has a single exon. The coding region runs from base 1 to 1179 and encodes 392 amino acids.
AUGAGUACAGGCGAGAGGGAUCUUCCCGGAAACUCCUCAAAGGAGAAUAAGGUUGAGGGAGUAAGGGAAUUCCUCGUAGAACACCGUCCGAGACUUCAAUCAGCCAGUGUCUUCAUCCAUCUCGGGGAAAAUGUCAAAGAAUCUGUCAAGGUUAGUGUCAAGCCUACUGAGAUCCUCUUGAAAUUCCCCAAUAAAACACUCAAGGUCCUCCUUGAACAAUUCACGUUAAACACUCGCUCUCUCACUUCAAUGGUGGCUUCUGGACGGCAUAUCAGCUUCCGGAUAAAUACAAACCACGGACAAUUUGACGAAGAAGUAAUUUCCGAAAGCACUCCCUCUGGCUUUCCUCAAAAUCUAAUCAUUCCGAUUAAUUUAAAAGCCAAUCAAACUUUUAGAAUUAUCUGCAGCAAUUGCAGGGCUCCCUUAGUGCCCCGAGGAAGUAUCUUUCUGAGGCGAAUCCUCGAAUUGCCUUCAGAGAGUGCAGAUGCAUCUGAUUGGUUUUGCCAUAAGCACACAGCAGGCACGGGAAUUCUUACGCCAAAACUCGAUGAAAUCCUCUAUGGACACUUUUUCUUUACCAUGAAUCGUCGAUCCGUGGUUAAUAUCCGAGAGAAAAACCGUCUUAUCUACUGCCAGAGAUGCCUUCAGAUGCUAGGCAAGAGCUUAGAAGGAGACAGGAUGAAGCUCUGGAAUGAAAAUGUCAUUUUCUUCACAGAGAAACACGAAGAGCUUCAUUUGAUGCCAAAUAUCAAUCAAAUGGCAAAUUUUUGUACAAUUGUCCGAAAGAUUCUUUUGGAUUUUACAAUGGCAGGACAAUGUGGUCUAGUUCAUUUUCAGAAGAUUGCUUUCAAUUGUCACCUGCCAGAUGGAAAAGUCCUUUAUCUGCUGUUGCAAAUUGUGGAUAAAAAUCUCGAGGUCUAUCGAGGUCAGGAGGACUCUGAGGAAGACUGCGUUCAUCUGAUCCAUGGUUCAGCGAUGAAAGUAAUGUACCAAAGUGGCCAGGAGGCUGAAAUUCCACAAAUUAAAGAGUGGCUGGAAGAUUCCAAUGUUACUCAUGUGGAGAUAUCCUUCCAAAUGCUGAAAAAUGCACUCGAUACCUUCGCGGAAAACUCCCAAAUACUCCCUCAAGUGUACAGGAGUAGCUGUGGCUUCCACCUCAGUUACUUGUUUAGCAAUUAAGAAAAAAAGGAUUUAAAUAAAUAUAUAAGCGAUGUUGUUAUCGCUCUUCCAUUAAAAGAAA